AUGCUAAUGUCAGCAAUUGCGCUUGCACAUCAGCCAGCUGCCGUAGUAGGAGUUGAUAUAGAUGGAUAUGCUCUUUCGAUUUGUAGAGGAAACCUCGAAGAACUCGAAAUAGAUCACUGCUGUGACCUGAUCAAAGCUGAUGUACUCCAAAUACCAGAUGCUCUACAUGGUCACUUUGACAUCGUGAUUAUGAACCCUCCAUUUGGAACUAAGAAGAACGAAGGUAAUCAUUUUUCAUACUGGUCAACGCUAUGGCAAACGCUCGAACGCCAGGCUUUUUCUCAAUAA
Cooperia oncophora is the source of this 288-nucleotide messenger RNA. NCBI's taxonomy places the organism in Eukaryota, Metazoa, Nematoda, Chromadorea, Rhabditida, Trichostrongylidae. The record is from the annotation of a GenBank genome assembly.